Molecule: messenger RNA, 741 nt
Organism: Cooperia oncophora
Lineage: Eukaryota; Metazoa; Nematoda; Chromadorea; Rhabditida; Trichostrongylidae
Source: the annotation of a GenBank genome assembly
AUGGCCAAUGCAACACCUAUUCGAACAUCGCCCGAUAGAACCAGCAUGAGCAGUAUGGGCCCACUAGCGAUGGAAGUCGGUAACGUAACUGACACCUACACUACAGAAGACGAGAUGAAGGAGGAUCAUUCAGAAGAAGCUGAGGCUGCCAAGGCAAAAGUCGUUCAGUUUGCUGUGCCCGAGGAGGAGAAGCCGGAAGCGGCCGAGAAGCAACCAGAGGUGUCCAAGGAGCAGCCAGCAGCGGUCAGGGAACACCUGGAGGCGACCAAAGAGCAGCCGAAGCAAGAACCCGAACCGAACCUCGAGAUCCUUAAGCCGCAACCUCAGCCAAGGGGGAACAUUCCCGUACCUACCGAGGAUGGUGCGCCAUCACCAAAAGUCCGCAAAAUACUUCUGCCGCCAGAAGAAGUACAACGGGAAGAAGAAGUGCCAGUUCAUGCCGAAAAGGCCUUGAACGGCUUCAGGGAGACUGCAAUCGAUGAGCCAACGAUAACGGUCGCCUUUGCACGGCCAACUACGGUCACUAUGAGCGUCGAAGAGGAUCUUAGCAGUGCUGCUGAACCACCGCCUAAGCCCUUGCCACCAUCAGUGGAUGAAAUGGAACAGGUAUACAACAGUUUGGACAAUAUCGAGGAGGCGUUGGCGGCUGAUGAGCGGUAUCCCAUGGAGGGAAUCGAGGACUUCGAGGAGAGAUAUGGGGUGCGGCAGACUUUCAAAUUUGUUGAAAUAGCUUUAUUGUGA